Messenger RNA from Epinephelus lanceolatus (giant grouper), 2783 nucleotides. Its product is annotated as putative fibroblast growth factor 1. The record is from RefSeq and is a predicted model, not a curated record. NCBI's taxonomy places the organism in Eukaryota, Metazoa, Chordata, Actinopteri, Perciformes, Serranidae. Gene Ontology annotation, molecular function: growth factor activity.
UAUUGCUGGCACAUGCAACAUUUCCAGCCGGGAGUAAAACCAUUACCGCAAAUUGUCUCUGCUGCGGUGUGUCCACGUGUUUUUUAUUUGGUAGUCUGGCCUUGCACUGAUUUCAGGUGAAAGUUACAUCACUGCCAUCUGGAAAUGAUUAUCACAAAGAAAGCACCUAAGUGAUGUUCAGUUAGAAAACAAGUUUGAUCAUGCGGCGGCUCUGCCUGACUUCCUUCCAGAUCAUAUCCCCUGCCUGGUUUCAUCACUUUAUGUAAAAAAAAAAAAAAAACAGCGCCUUAAAAGGUUGACGGAGAGAAACAGAGACACAGAGAGAGGGAGAAAGUGAUUGAGGGAGUCGGGGGAGUUGAGCAUUUCCUGUAAUCACAUCAUGAAAGCGGCGAUGUCAUCCUCUUCCUGUUUUCUCUCGUGUCUCAGACACAGUCCAGGUGAGAUGAACAGUGAGCACGAUGGAUCUCCUCUGUCUUUGCAGACACAGGGACAUCACUCUGCUUCGUCUAAGCCUCACACUCUGUGUAAGAUGUCUGAGGGAGAUGUUACAGUGCUGCCAUUCGGACCUUCAUCUCUGGACUUGUCCAGGCAAGAGCACCAGACACUGACCAGGCUGUACAGCCAGAACGGAGGAUAUCACCUGAGGAUUUUACCAGAUGGAACUGUGAGCGGUGGCAGACAGGAAAAUGAUCCCUAUGACAUCCUCAGGCUGAAGGCUGUGAGCGUGGGAGUGGUGGUCAUCAAGGGCGAGAUGACAGGGAGGUACCUGGCUAUGAACAAAAAUGGGCGCCUUUACGGAUCGCAAGCACUGAACGAUGAGUGUUACUUCCUGGAGAAGUAUGAAGAAAACCACUACAACACAUAUUGCUCUCAGAAGUACAACUGGUAUGUUGGGCUGAAGAGGAACGGCCAACCCAAAGCAGGGCCGGACACCCACCAGGGUCAGAAGGCCAUCUUUUUCCUGCCAAGACCUGUGGGUAACAUGUAAAGCAAGACUGCACCAGGAACCAUGGACACGCUCACAUUAAUGCACAUUAAUAGUGCAUUCUCACACCGGGCAAAGGAACCUUAUUAAAAGGUCACUCAAAAUCAGUUCAGUAGGGUGGUAGACCCACGAGGCAAACACAUAAUGCUGUUUUUUUUUUUACAGUUAGUUCAAGCUGUAUUUUAAUGUUAAUAACCUACAUGUUUGUUUAUUCCUCUUGGAAUAUGUGAUUCCAGCUCAUGUAAGCAGCUUACACUGUAUAUGAUCACAGGGAUAUGAGCACAUAUAUACCCUCCCACUGCAGACAAGAAAAUGUGUGCGGUAUCAGUGCAUGUCAGCCUUGAUAGAUGGGUGUUGACUUUGAACCCUCGUAUGAAAUACCACUGCUGGAAGACAGCAACGGGCCGCUUUUACACAGAAAUAGUUGUACAAUUGAUCACGUUUGGCACAAAGGAAACCAACAAGGCAGUAAACAUAAAAGAGCCGACCAUCUGGUGCUGAAUUCAAAGUUAAGCAAACAAAGUCAACAGUGAAGGGACUAAUAGUACAGUAAUAAAAUAAAUAUUUCGGUGCCUUGCUUAAUGGUUCACUAAGGUGGGUGUUUGCUAACUUCUGAAUUACUAGUAACUAUUAUUCUGCUCAAACUUGUUUGAUGUCUGUUUCUGUAACCACAAGUGAUCUAUGUAGAGUGUCAGCAAUGUAAAAGCAAGUUGUCAAGUUUGUUUUACUUUUGGCUGAGCUGUAAUGUGAGCUAGCUCAGUGGUGCUAGGUGAGCUAGCAGUAGAUGCACGCUUACUUCUGCCAGGUAAUUUGGUUGGUAGGUGUAGUUCAGUGGAGUGUCUUGAGUAACCAGGUCAUGACUUCUGAAAAGAGACAUGAGUGUUGAGUUUGAGGUUUUUGUAGUGGUACUUUGAGCACCACAAGCCAAGUGCCAUCUAUUUCCAUUACAUUCGAGAGAAGGCAGACAUCUCUGUGGCCGAUAUCUCCAACCCUCGACAACUCACACCAAAACAAUCUAGAUGAAUAAAUAGCACUACAGGUUAGAGGAAAAAUAUGAAUUUUUGAUUUUGGGGUGAACUGUACCUUUAAGUUUAAGUUUUUGGUUGAAAACAGCACCCUUGUUUAUGAUACAGUUAGCUGUGACGAGAGUGAAACAUUUGUAUGAUUGUAUAAUUGUAUUGUAUGAUCAUUUUGCUGUUAUGUGCCUCGGCCAGCUGAGGCAGAUGUGAAAACGGAGCUUCAUUAAUCAAUGAAGUUAUUAUUGAGUUGUAUUUUUAAAGAAAAGGAGGAACCAGAGAAUAUUUAACAUCUUGAUUGCGCCAAAUACUCGUGUAGAUUAUUAUAUUUUAGUUAUGAGGAGGCAGUGACGGACCAAAUAUUGACCAUUCUGUCCUGGACCAUGGAAGUCACAAAAAGUUUCCUUUCACUUAGCAAAAUGGCUUCUCACCCCAACAGCUCUUUCUGUAAACAUAUGUAUUUCUGUUUAAACAAAUGUUACUGUAACAUUAUACUAGGUUAAAUAACUAUUGUGAAUAUUUAUUUAUAAAGUUUUAUUUCUAAUAAAGUUUAAUUUUGCUGAACUUUGCAAUAGACAUUUUCUGAAUAAUAAUUUUUACAUGCAUAGUGAAAAAGGUAACCUUUUUACAAAGUAAUACAUAUUGUAUUAAGUGUACUGACAUGUAUGAAGUUUGCAUCAUAAUCUGAGUUAAUAGUAUGUUUACUGUGACAAUGAUUAUUGUUUAUCCCAAAACAUGGACAUGUGAAUAAAAGUGUAUAACUGUGCAUCUCUUUAAAGGAA